Molecule: messenger RNA, 717 nt
Organism: Leptosia nina
Lineage: Eukaryota; Metazoa; Arthropoda; Insecta; Lepidoptera; Pieridae
Source: the annotation of a GenBank genome assembly
AUGGGUGGCGCGCUGCUGCUGGCGCUGCUAGCGGCGGCGCGGGCCGACGAGCCUAACACCACUUUUUCCACAGUCACUCCAGAUGAGGAAAAAGCCCCCCUCUUCCCCACAGACCUGUUCACCGAGGAGCAGCGGCGCUCCGGAGCCGUCAUCUUCCACGUGCUCGGCAUGGGCUACAUGUUCGUCGCCCUAGCGAUAGUAUGCGACGAAUUCUUCGUGCCAGCCCUCGACGUGAUAAUAGAGAGGCUGGCGAUACGCGACGACGUCGCUGGCGCCACGUUCAUGGCUGCCGGCGGUUCCGCGCCCGAACUCUUCACCUCUAUCAUAGGAGUGUUCGUUUCCUUCGACGACGUCGGCAUCGGGACGAUCGUGGGGUCCGCGGUCUUCAAUAUCCUCUUCGUGAUCGGUGCUUGUGCGCUGUUCUCGCGCACCACACUGACUCUGACGUGGUGGCCGUUGUUCCGCGACUGCACCUUCUAUUCGAUCAGUUUGCUCGUGUUGAUAUACUGUUUCCGUGAUAAUUGUAUCUACUGGCAGGAAGCACUGGUGCUCUUCUCCUUGUAUGGAGCGUACGUGAUGUUCAUGCGGUGGAACCAGCCAGUGGAGAGGGCGCUGAAGAAGCUGAUCUACAAGAACAAGGUGACGAGAGUCAGGAGUACAGAUCAGCUGAUGCCUACGGUGAGCUCGCCCGCACAACCUCGCAUGCACCCCACGUAA